UUAAUUACUCAUAAGAAUCUCUUUGCCGUCAGAACAAGCUUCGCUGUAGCGUUCUAAAACUUUGAGCAUUCCCAGCUCCCCCCACUAGCACAAGUGGUUGGUUCCGGGGCUGCAGCCAGUGACAGGCUCUGUAGGGGGAAGAUGGCGUCUGGUUGCUUAGCGCUGCUCUUGUAAAUCCGGUUUGCUAAAUCCGGGAGCCUUGUUAUCCCCACACCGUUACCGAGGCUGCUAUAGAAAUGUCUGACUCAGAAGAGGAGAGCCAAGACCGGCAGAUUAAAAUAGUCAUUCUGGGUGAUGGAGCCUGUGGGAAGACGUCUCUGGCCAUGCGGUUUGCUCAGGAGUCGUUUGGGAAACAGUACAAGCAAACAGUGGGAAUAGACUUCUUUCUUAAGAGGAUAACGUUGCCAGGAAAUUUAAAUGUAACUCUUCAAGUCUUGGACAUUGGAGGACAGACCAUUGGUGGCAAAAUGCUGGAUAAAUAUAUUUAUGGAACCCAGGGAGUUCUUUUGGUGUAUGAUAUUACAAAUUAUCAGAGCUUUGAAAAUUUAGAAGACUGGUUUUCAAUGGUGAAGAAAGUAAACGAUGAAUCAGAGACGCAACCUUUUGUUGCCCUUGUUGGCAAUAAAAUCGACUUGGAGCACAUGCGAACAGUAAAAGCUGAUAAACAUCAGAGGUUCUGCCAAGAAAACAACCUAGGAAGUUAUUUUGUUUCCGCAAAGACAGGAGAUUCUGUUUUCCUGUGUUUUCAGAGAGUUGCUGCUGAGAUCCUUGGAAUCAAAUUAAACAAAGCAGAAAUUGAACAAUCUCAGCGUAUUGUAAAGGCAGAAAUUAUCAACUUUCCUGAAGAGCAAAAUCCAGUCAACUCCACAAAUCAGAGUAAAAUUUGCUUAUUACAGUAGAUAAGAGAGUGGUGAAAGCGGACAUCGUGAACUACAGUCAAGAGCCAGUUACAAGAAUGGUCAACCCUCCACGAAGCUCAAUGUGUACAGUACAAUGAAAUAUGUUUUGACGUGGAGCCACAAAUAUUUUUUUACUAUUGCACAUGCUCAUGGUUUACCAGGAACUUUGGUUUAACAGUGACAAUCUUGAUUGGUGCAAUUAGAGGUUUAAAAACUUAUUGCAACACUUUAUUUUAUAAAGCAGCAGGCAGCCUUGGGCUGGCCAGGAUCCAGCCUUUGGACCACACACUAGGAAUUAUGAACAAGUUGUAUUUUCAGGAUACUUAAGAAAAUAAAUACUUAUUGUGUAGAGUAUGCCCCCUUAAUAUGAUGCAGCUAAUAUUACUGAAAAGGCAUUGGUUGGAUCAUAUAGCAUACAAAUUACCACGGGUAUAAACCACACUUCAGUAACCUUAUGGGACAAGAUAAUCAUCUUUUUAAUGUAUUUAUGUUUCAGGCUCUGUAUUAAGUUUAAAAGUAUCACUAGCUAUAACUGUGAAUGUAUUUUUUGUCGUGACAAUUACAUUGAAUUAUGUGUAUCUGUCUCCAAAAAAUGUUCAUUAUCCUUACAUUCACAUAACCUUAUGUACACUGUUUAUCGUACAAUUGGAUUUAUUUUUUUCUCAUUAUGUAAGACACGGCAGACACAACGUAAUAUCAAAGCCAAAUAUCAGUUCCAUAAGCUUUUUAAAAGAUAUCUUACUUCUACCUUUACUGACGUUAAAUCUCAAAAAGCAAAGUGUCUAACAGGGCAGUCUGGCAACCAUGUUUUUUUGCUCUCAAAAUGCACCCGGAUAUUUAACGUUUCAGUGCCAGGAUUUUAUCGAUCUUGUGUUGUCAUGUGACAUCAGGAAACAAGCGACAGGGUAUAGAUAAAAAAGAAACCUAGAACCAUAGAUUCUGCAACAAUAACAUGAUGGUACUUUUCUGCAGGCACUGUAGAUUCUAUGGCAUUUCUAGUGCAAGGGUAAAGGGGUAUUUCUAUAAUGUGAAGCACCAUAUUUAAAAGAUAUUAAAAGAACAGUACCAGUUGUGUUGCCACCAACAUGGAUUUAUGCAGCUUAGUCGCCAUAAAGUAUCCAGAGAUAAAGGAAAUAGGUAAAAUAGACAAUUAUUUUCUUAAAAGGUACUCUGUCUGGAUAAUAGAUCCCAUACCGUUAUUAUUUAUCUGACUAUUUUAUAGAAUUUAUGUCUACUGUGCUUAUAAACUCAAUCUAUAUUUUCAAUCACAAAAUAUAUGUAAAUUAAAUAGAUUAAAUCCAGGAUAUUUAUUGUUUCAAAGACUGUAUUUUAGUACUUAAAGGAAGAAGGUUCUUCCACACUGGACAUGUUGGUAAUUCGUUUGCAGUAGUUAAAUCAUCCUACUGCAUAAAGUGUUCCAAAGCUUGGAUGGACAACUAUAUAUAUUAUGAAACUGUUAAGAUUUCCAUCGUUGUAUGAAAUGGGAGACUGCAUAAUAAAGGGUACUUCUUAGAAACAAAAUAAAUAUUUUUUUUCUUGAUAAAUUCUUUGGAAGCACAUUCAAGACCAACAUACACACUUAAAUCCAAUUUGCUAUAUCUUUGGAAUCUCCAAUAAAUUUGUAUUUGUUGAGCUCUUAGGACAGGAAUGCUAAGGGCAGUGAAACAUGGUGUUUUACCCACCCUAUUUGUGAGUAGCCCAAACACACUGCACCAAAAUGCUCUCAAUGACAAUCACCGGAAAAGCUCUAGUUACAACUUGUGUCAUGCAUUUCUCUCCUGAUGGAAAUUACAUCAUAUUCUUGCUUAUUAAACCAUUUAUUGACCACUUUUGCCCUUUGCAGGGGCGUUGCCAUAAAAAAGGGCAUCAGAGUACAAAUGAAUAAACAUGUAAAAGAGUGGUUCACUGUUGUGCACCAUUCAUGUGAUGCGAUGGAGAGAAUUUCAGUAAAGGCCUAAGGAGAAAACACUUACCUUGAGGGUCCAACUCGCUUAGACCAGUGUUUUACAAAUAUUAAAAUAGGGAAUUGUCAGCCUAUGAACUGCUUAGCUUAUGUAAUAAAGUUACUCUUCAUAAAAGCCAUUGCUGUCUGGAUUACCUCUGAGAGAUGAAUAGAAAGUGGGUCUAAUUUUAGUUAGCCAAACUGUGUCUCUGUGGCUACCUCUGUGCCAUAAAAAGGUAAGCUAACAAAUACAAUGCUGCUGGUCUUCAGAAAAGCUGUGUAUUAAGGAACUGGUUAGUCUCGGAAGAUUUGGGGCAACAGUAAUGGCAAAACGGCAAUUGCCCACCAACAUUUACAUACUUCCUUAAGAAUUCUUUUUUUUACCCCAAAGAAAACAUGCUUCUCUUUACUUCAGCCUCAUUAUUAAAGGGUAACCAUAAGAGAGCUGUCUCCAGUGCUGUUAAUAGUAGAGAUAGGUUCCCAGUUUACUUUACCACUCUGGCCAAAAUCCAUCUUAGCUCAGUAAGCAAGGCUUGUCUCUAGAAGUCACUGCGCAAUAAACAGUGUUUUAAAAGAAAGAAGUUCAACCCAUCAGCAGUUUUUUAUUAAAAUGAUAAAUGGCCGCCAGUCAGAUGGGGUGUGUAAAUUAAUUCUAAAUAUCUUCUAAGGGGUGCACAAAUCUGUAUAGACUGCAUAGCCAGAAGGAGCUUUCAUCGCUUACACAUCAGUUGGAACAAGAAUGAAAAUUACCUACUGCACCUUGGAUACCUAUUCUAAUAGUCCGUUUGAGCAUACUUGUCUACUAAGCAUGUUCUCAUUGGUCAGUACAUCAAAAUAAAAACAAAACACACUGAGGAGCCGUGUUGAAAGGUUGACAGCGAGCCUUAUCAUAAAGGGCAUGUUGCUCUUGAUUGUGUCUUCUCACCAGAGAGCAUUGACAGACGAACAAGGACAAGUGCAGAAACUGCACCUUCCAGUCAGUGUUCAUAAAUUCUCCCAAAUAUUGCAGUUAAUCAGAAAAUGUUAUAGUUUGAAUGAGGCUUACUACAGCAUAGAAUAGGUUUUAGUAUCGAGGUAAUAUGAUGAGCUAAUGUGCAAACAAUGCAAUAUCUUAUGUAAAAAAAAAUUAUCCCAUAGGUAACUGUGAAUUUAUCAGUAUACUCAGGAAGGGAGUCCCUGCUAUGUAUAUUUAGAUUGUAAGCUUUUCUGGGCAGGUCCCUUUUUACCGCUUGUAUUGCUUAUCCGUUGUAUUUUUGUAUGCAAUUUGUAUGUUCAGUAUAUUAAUUUAUUGUACAGCGCUACAGAAUAUGUUGCAGUUUUAUAAUUAUGUGUUAAUAAUAAUGUUACUGAAUAAUGUUACUAUUAUGCAUGAAAGCUUGGUAAUGGUUGGCUGCACUGCCUUCUGUCACUGUGUAGUGUAACACCCUUGUUCAGCUAUGUCCUUUUCUUACAUAUAAUAAUAAUUUCUUUGGUAUUUUUGUGA
This is a messenger RNA of Xenopus tropicalis (tropical clawed frog), 4324 nucleotides long. RefSeq names its product RAB28, member RAS oncogene family (gene rab28). Gene Ontology annotation, molecular function: GTP binding; GTPase activity; G protein activity. Lineage: Eukaryota; Metazoa; Chordata; Amphibia; Anura; Pipidae. The record is from RefSeq and is a predicted model, not a curated record. Gene Ontology annotation, cellular component: plasma membrane; nucleus. The transcript is spliced from 8 exons. Bases 237 to 899 code for a protein of 220 amino acids.